AUGCUGCCUCGUUUACUUGCCUUAAUUCGCACAUCCGAAACAAAAUUCGUUUCCGCAGUACCCGGGCACGCUCCACCUGGUGCAAAGGCUACGUUCGGUGGAACAAUAGUGGCACAAUCGUUAUGGGCAGCGAUUAAGACCACCAGCUCUUCUUUUGAACCUGCGUCGCUCCAAUGUUACUUUCUAGUGGGUGGUGAUCCAAAGGAACGCAUUAACUACGAGGUAGAGCUGCUAAGAGACGGCAGGAACUUUGCACAUCGCCUGGUGCGCGCGUACCAGUUCAAAAAAGUCAUUUGUGUUACUACAAUUAUGCUGUACAAUGCACAAGCCUCCCGUCCUCCACCGAGUGAUGACUCCGUCUCCUUUCUCGAAAACAUGGGAAAUUUCCCUGAACUAACAGAAAUGCGCCCUGCCGCCCAGCUUUUUGAACACAAAGUUGUUGGGAACUUUGAUAAAUAUCAGCAUUUGCAUGCGUCUUGGAAAAGCCCUGAAGUUCUUAAGCCAUUUAUCAAGCGGUUCGAGUCAGGAGCGGUAGAGUACCGAUUCCCAGAAGACAUUUUCGAUUCAGCUGAGUACCGCGGCAAAGACAAGCAACAGCAUCUUACGAAGCUCGACUAUUAUCAGCGUGUGAGGAGACCCUCUUCUAGGCACACCGAAGAAAGUGAAGAAAUAAACGAUCCCAGAUUCCAAUACGUUCAAUUUGCAUAUUUGACGGAUGCGUAUCUGUUACUGUGUUUACCAUAUUUCCAUUUACUCCCGCUAUAUUGUCACAAAUUCAGUGUGUCCCUGGAUCACACAAUUCACUUUCACAAACGGCCCAACGUCCAAGAGUGGCUGGCCUUGAGAGUUACUAAUCCUAGAUCACAAAACGGGCGACAUCUUGUUCAUGGAGAGUACUACGAUAGCAAUAAGGAGCCUGUAGCUUCGGUGACACAAGAAGGGCUUGUGAUCUACGAUAGCCCCGCCAAGUUGAGGUCCCGUUUUUAA
Molecule: messenger RNA, 987 nt
Organism: Lachancea lanzarotensis
Lineage: Eukaryota; Fungi; Ascomycota; Saccharomycetes; Saccharomycetales; Saccharomycetaceae
Gene: TES1
Product: LALA0S06e01112g1_1
Exons: 1
Coding region: 1-987 (328 amino acids)
Biological process (GO): acyl-CoA metabolic process; fatty acid catabolic process
Cellular component (GO): peroxisomal matrix
Molecular function (GO): fatty acyl-CoA hydrolase activity
Source: RefSeq, a predicted model, not a curated record